Messenger RNA from Alligator sinensis (Chinese alligator), 344 nucleotides. RefSeq names its product 1,4-alpha-glucan-branching enzyme-like. NCBI's taxonomy places the organism in Eukaryota, Metazoa, Chordata, Crocodylia, Alligatoridae. The transcript has 3 exons. Gene Ontology annotation, biological process: glycogen biosynthetic process. Gene Ontology annotation, cellular component: cytoplasm. Gene Ontology annotation, molecular function: 1,4-alpha-glucan branching enzyme activity; hydrolase activity, hydrolyzing O-glycosyl compounds. Bases 27 to 329 code for a protein of 100 amino acids. The record is from RefSeq and is a predicted model, not a curated record.
CUUCAUCCAUUGACACUGGAAACAAGAUGUACACUUUGUUUUAUCGACACUUGAAGAACAUUGAGGAAAAUGAGGGUGGCCUUGAUAAGUUUUCAAAAAGUUACAAAACUUUUGGAGUCAACCUGUUUGUGGAUGGUGGAAUAUAUUGUAAAGAAUGGGCACCAGGGGCAGAAGCAGUGUUUCUCACCGGUGACUUUAAUGGUUGGAAUCCAUUUUCACAUCCAUACCAAAAAAUGGAUUAUGGCAAAUGGGAGCUGUUCUUACCACCUGGACCAGAUGGAUUCCCACCUGUGCCCCACGGAUCAAAAUUGAAGGUAUUUUAUUUUUAAAAUAAGCUUUGCAAG